Messenger RNA from Glycine soja, 1698 nucleotides. Its product is annotated as probable polygalacturonase. The record is from RefSeq and is a predicted model, not a curated record. Gene Ontology annotation, molecular function: polygalacturonase activity. Lineage: Eukaryota; Viridiplantae; Streptophyta; Magnoliopsida; Fabales; Fabaceae. The transcript has 5 exons. Gene Ontology annotation, biological process: carbohydrate metabolic process. Bases 150 to 1478 code for a protein of 442 amino acids.
GGAAAUGAAAAAAGAAAAGAAAAGAAAAGAAAACCCUUCCGACAGACUCUUUACUCUCGUUCACAGCAUAAAAACAGCACCGCUUUACAAAUGACACCACUAUUAUUGUGAGAUAACGGCCAUUAUUCUUCUUCCGACCAUCCCCAAGAAUGCUUUUCUCACCCUUCCUCACUCUCACUUUCUUCCUCCUCUUCUCUUCUUCCGUUGCUGCGAUUUACUCAGCGGCAACAUGUUCUAACAUAGUGCCGCUGAGAUACCGCAGCGACAGAAUCUCCAUAACGGACUUCGGUGGUGUCGGCGACGGCCGCACGCUGAACACGAAAGCGUUCAGAGCGGCCGUGUACCGCAUUCAGCACCUGAGAAGGCGCGGCGGCACGGUGCUUUACGUGCCUCCGGGGGUUUACUUAACGGAGAGCUUCAACCUCACUAGCCACAUGACGCUUUAUCUGGCUGCUGGUGCUGUUAUCAAAGCCACGCAGGAGUUGGGGAAUUGGCCUUUAAUUGCGCCCUUACCAUCGUAUGGAAGAGGAAGGGAGCUCCCUGGAGGAAGGUAUAUGAGUUUUAUCCAUGGAGAUGGACUUAGUGAUGUAGUAAUUACAGGUGAGAAUGGGACAAUUGAUGGGCAAGGAGAUGUGUGGUGGAACAUGUGGAGGCAGAGAACACUUCAAUUUACAAGACCAAACCUUGUAGAAUUUGUGAAUUCGCAAGAUAUUAUUAUUUCAAAUGUGAUUUUCAAGAAUUCUCCCUUCUGGAAUAUACACCCAGUUUAUUGCAGCAAUGUUGUGGUUCGAUAUGUCACAAUUUUGGCUCCUCGUGACUCUCCUAAUACUGAUGGAAUUGAUCCAGAUUCAAGUUCAAAUGUCUGCAUAGAGGACUCAUACAUAUCUACCGGAGAUGAUCUUGUGGCUGUAAAGAGUGGGUGGGAUGAGUAUGGUAUUGCGUACGGUCGCCCUAGCUACGGUAUCACCAUCCGGCGUGUAACAGGGUCAUCUCCAUUUGCCGGCAUUGCAAUUGGCAGUGAAACCUCUGGAGGGGUGGAGAAUGUGCUAGCAGAACACAUCAACCUCUUCAACAUGGGAGUUGGUAUCCACAUCAAGACCAACAGUGGCAGGGGAGGGCUUAUCAAGAACAUAACAGUGGCUCAUGUGUAUGUGGAGAAUGCAAGGCAGGGAAUAAAAAUUGCAGGUGAUGUAGGGGGGCACCCAGAUGAAAAAUUUAACCCGAAUGCUCUCCCUGUUGUGAAGGGCAUCACAAUUAAGAAUGUUUGGGGAGUGAAGGUUAACCAGGCAGGUUUGAUACAUGGAUUGAGAAAUUCCCCCUUCACUGAUGUUUGUCUGUCUGAUAUCAACUUUCAUGGCAUGGAAGGACCAAGAUCUCCCUCUUGGAAGUGUUCUGAUGUGUUUGGAUUUGCUCAUCAGGUUAGCCCUUGGCCAUGUUCUCAGCUGAGCAGCCAAGAGCCUGGAUCAUGUGCUAUUUAGAUAUUUUCACUCUCUUCAAGUAUUGUAGUAAUUGAGUGCUUCUUUCAUUGAUUUCUUAUACUUAAAGCCAUUGAAUCACCACUUUAGAAUUGUAUGAUAUCAUGUGAAAUUAAAUUUAGUCAAACAUGUUGAGGAUCAUGUGUCAAACAUACAUUGUGAGAGCCAAUUUAUAUAAACAAUUUAAUUAAGUACUUAUUUAAUAAGUUCUCUUGUCACCCAA